AUGCGAUUCCCCACCGCUCUCUUCCCACUUUUCACGCUCGCCUCCUGCGCAGUUCUGACCUUCGACGACCUCCCCGUCCCCAACGACCCCAACUGUGGCAGCCUCACGUUUACUCCCGCCACGCCUUACAAAGGCUUCACCAUCAGCGGCACCGUCCUGAACACCACGCAGACGCAGUACUGCCAUCAGUCUUCCUCCGGCGCAGGGCCGUGGCACCGAGCCGUCAGCCAGCCGAACCUCCUCACCUCUAUGGACGGAGUCGUAGCUUUCGAAGCGAAGAAGAAGUUCGAUGUGAGCCAGCUGGCGUGGGCGACUGAGUUGCACUGGACCAUACUUGCGAUGGAUCCGAACGCGGUUGUCAGGGUCAUGGUACAGGGGAUGAAGAUGAUCGGCGGGCCGCCGGUGGUCACGAAAAGCAUCGACGUCCAAGCCCCUGGGCCGCAUGUGAUCGAGCUGCCGGGGUUCAAGGGAUUUAAGGCGGUGAGUGUCAAGGCGGAGUUGAGGUAUACGAAGCAGGGAGCUCUGGUGGUGCUCGGCGCACCGUCAUAUGUCGACAAUUUCAUUUAUAAGUUUCUCUUCCGCAGUACCAGCUUCAGCUCGCCCUUCAAGAAAAAAUCCCCACCGCCCGCAACCAACGGCACAGCCAACACCAGCCCUAACUCGAAAAACACAUCCAUCGCGCCAGUCCUACACCUAAGUAAUGGCACACGACACUACCUGGACCAACGCAAUAUAUCCAAGCCCCGGCUAGACUUUCUAUCCAGUCAGCACCAGCGCACGUCCGGCGUAGUUGACGCGGGGGAGUUCCGACUGCCGCUGGAUCUGCGGACGUUCCUCUUCUUGCCGAGGAAGGAGACGCCACAGUGCUUAAGGGAGUUUGUCCAGUACACCGAGGAGCUCAUGGUGCAGUUAAGGGAGAUCGAGGGUCGACUGCAGGUGAUGCGCGAGUGGGAGAGGAGCGGAGAGGGGGAGAAGGUUAGGCACGACUUUUGUGAAAUGGUCUCUGCGGCGAUGGAGCCCCUGACCAUGAUGCGCUGGAUUCUGAGGAGGCUGGUCAAGCAGCGCCCGGCGGAGUUGAGGACGAACCACCAUGCCAUCGAAGAGUGGCGCGAGGAUGUCGCCCUGGUUGCGAAUAUGGUGGCUUCGUGUUUCGUGGAGGCGGCAAGGGUCGCCGAGACUAAGGACCUGGGUGAAGCGGCAAAGGUGCUGGCCGGUAUACGGAAUAUUCGUUUGCUGAAAUGGGCAUUCGACGACAGGAUUUACAUCCCACGGCCAAAGCGGGCCAGCCUUACGGUCAUGAUUGCGCCAAAGCUCGAAGAGAAAAUUGUCGAGAAGGUGUGGAACUUUGUGGACGAGCAAGUCCAGGCGCUUGCGACCGGAGAGCUACAUGUAUCCGACAAGGAAAGAGAUUCCAGUUCGGGGAGCAUAUUUGGAGGCAUUGAGAUGAAGUUCCUCAUCCGCCCGCGCUUGAGUCGUCCCCAACAGCCCGACCCAGAAUCCGUCCUCCGCGUACAACGGGAUAUAGCACUGACAAUCCUCGAAGCCGAGCGUCUCCAUACCCAGGAGCUAGAGCAUCGAUUAUCUGAGGCACAGGAUGACCUACGGAAGCUCCGGAAUACAGUGCGCAAGCUGCGAGGGAAGGAGCAGGUGGUCAUCAUGAUGGUUGACUCGGAGUACGCACGGAAAAAUAAGAUUGGUGAAGUUUGAGAUCCAGCUCCGGCAACGAGACGCAGUACACACCUACGUAUUCGGGAGGCGUUUUCUGGAUGACUGCAGCUGGAAGAUGUGCG
This is a messenger RNA of Tricharina praecox, 1790 nucleotides long. RefSeq lists its product as uncharacterized. Lineage: Eukaryota; Fungi; Ascomycota; Pezizomycetes; Pezizales; Pyronemataceae. Bases 1 to 1707 code for a protein of 568 amino acids. The transcript is spliced from 4 exons. The record is from RefSeq and is a predicted model, not a curated record.